UAAAAUCUGUGAGUGAGAAUGGGGUUAUGUGUGUAAAACUGUACAGUAAAAUAUAUUAAUAGUAAUUAUUAUUUGUAACAUGUAGUUUUAAUGAAUAAAUAUCACCAUUCGAGGAGGAUUCUUCAUUACUAUUGCUGAGUAAUUGAUUGAUUACUUAGUCAUUUUAGUAUAUUUUGAGAAAGGUCCAGCAACAGAAUAAGCAAGUGGAUUCAAGCAUGUUCGGACCAUUAAGCUUCCCCUCUUAUGAAAAUGAUUUAAAAUGUGUCCCAUAUGAGAGUGCACCUGUUGUAACUACGUGCUGCUUGUGUGAGAGAAAAUUUAAUCUUGAGUUACAACAGGAUGAAUUUUUGCAACACACUUUUGACAUCCACAGACUGGUCAUUGCUGAUGUUCCUCUCAUUGCUAGUCUUGAAAAGUACAUCAGUUACUGGAGAGUAAGACUAAAAGGAAAGAGCCUUAAAGAAUUUUGUUCAACUGUAUUGGUAGAUGUUGAAAAGGACAAUGAAAUAUUAAAGAAUCAGGAAUAUUUCCUGUUAUCAGAUGUUCUUCCAGAGGAUAGACAGUUGAGAAAAGGCCUACAGCAACAAAGAUUGGAAUGGGCUCUUGAACAACAGAAAUCAGAAAGGGAAGAUAGAAAUUUCUCCAGAGGAUGUCUCUUCUGCCUCGCCCAUAUAACUGGCACCCGGGCACAAUACUUAGACCAUCUUGCUGAACAACACAACCUCCAGCUCGGUCACCCACACAACUUAGUCUUUGUAGAUCAGCUCAUUGACAAAUUACAGGAAAAGAUAACGAGAUUGCAGUGCUUGUACUGUGAAAAGGUGUUCAAAGACAGAGUUGUAUUGAAAGAACAUAUGCGAAAAAAGCUGUGGCACAAAAGGAUCAAUCCUGAAAACAAAGAAUAUGACCGAUUUUAUAUUGUGAACUAUUUGGAACCUGGAAAAACAUGGAAGGAACAGCAAGGCCCAGAGAGGGAGACAGCCACUUGUGACGAGGACACGGACUGGUCUGACUGGACUGAGGAGACAGGAGAUAGUAUUGUGUGUCUACUUUGUCCCCACUCUGGCACCAACUGGGAGGAUGUCACAUCUCACCUGGCAAGUGAACAUAACUUCAACUACGAAGAGUUGACCGCAGACUUAGAUUUUUACCAACAGGUGAAGCUGGUGAACUACAUAAGACGGCAGGUGUACAAGAAGAGCUGUAUAAUCUGUGACGAGAAGUGUGACACAAACGAUGAUCUGUUGGCCCACAUGAAGACAGCAGGACAUUUAACCAUGCCUCAUUGCAUGAUGUGGGAUCAGCCUGAGUACUACUUCCCCACGUAUGAAAAUGACCUAUUCUUAUGUCAAAUUGAAGAUUCCAAAUCUUCUGAAGAAGAGGAAAUAAAGGAGAAAAUGGUUUCUUUACAUUUGUCAGAAAACAAGGAAAUUAUUGAAAAGUUUAAAAAAAUACUUUCUGAACCUUGAAUUGUGAAAUUCACAAGAGGAAAGGGCGCAGUUGUCAUCUGGUGGUUGUGAAGUAAGAGUAUGAGUGCCGAUUGAAAACCAUUGUACAUUGAACAGAAGGAAGUUAUUUAAGCUUACUGGUUUUAGCUUAAAAGUAAGAUAAAUGUCAUUCUUUUUGUGGUACUUAUAUUAUUACUAUCCUAGUCUGUAAAUAUUUAUUUGUAUUCUCACUGUGAAUAAAGGAAUAAUAUAAUUGGAAGAACUGGUAUUCUUAUAUAUCCAAGCUAUUGUUGUUAAAGUUAUUAAUUUGUAAAGUAUUUGAUUUUAAAAUAUAGUAGCUUGAUUGACGUAAUUAAACUAAAUUUCUUUAAAUUUUCAUUUAAGAAUCGUUAAAUUAUUAAUCAUUAAAAUUAUUCCUUUAAAGAAUGUUAUCUGUUUUGCCAAUUUAAAACACUAAAAUUUAGUUAUAAAGACUUUCCCAAAAAACAGGAUGUCUCUUUGAGAAUGUAAGAUUUGUGUGAAACUGUUGUUGAUUGAAUAAUAAAAGUUUAUUGCGAUGUUA
This is a messenger RNA of Homalodisca vitripennis (glassy-winged sharpshooter), 2010 nucleotides long. Its product is annotated as zinc finger protein 277-like. NCBI's taxonomy places the organism in Eukaryota, Metazoa, Arthropoda, Insecta, Hemiptera, Cicadellidae. The record is from RefSeq and is a predicted model, not a curated record. The transcript has 9 exons. The coding region runs from base 216 to 1469 and encodes 417 amino acids.